UCGUGUAUCCUCUUUCUCCAUUCCCCACUACUCUCGUUCUUCCCUUUUGCGACCUUUUCUUAGAUCAGAUCUGAUUCAGUUAUUUCUCUGAAAUGGCAGCCCCAUCGGCUCGUGAAGAGAACGUUUACAUGGCGAAGCUUGCCGAGCAGGCCGAGCGGUACGAAGAGAUGGUUCAAUUCAUGGAGAAAGUCGCCAAUUCCAUGGCGGAAUCAGAAGAACUCUCUGUCGAGGAACGUAAUCUCCUUUCUGUCGCUUACAAGAACGUUAUCGGUGCACAUCGUGCUUCGUGGAGGAUUAUUUCAUCUAUUGAACAGAAGGAAGAGUCUCGCGGAAACGCAGAUCACGUUGCGUCGAUUAAGGAGUAUCGUAGUAAGAUCGAGACGGAGUUGUCUUCGAUCUGUGAUGGAAUUCUGAAAUUGCUUGAAUCGAAGUUGAUUCCAUCGGCUGCUAGCGGUGAUUCUAAGGUGUUUUAUCUGAAAAUGAAAGGUGAUUAUCAUAGGUAUCUUGCUGAGUUUAAGACUAGUGGAGAGAGGAAAGAUGCUGCUGAGAAUACUCUCAAUGCCUAUAAAGCUGCUCAGGAUAUAGCAAACUCAGAGCUGCCGCCUACACAUCCGAUUCGUCUCGGUCUGGCUCUCAAUUUCUCUGUGUUUUACUAUGAGAUUCUGAAUUCACCUGAUAGAGCAUGUAGUCUUGCAAAGCAGGCAUUUGAUGAGGCAAUAGCUGAAUUGGAUACAUUGGGAGAGGAUUCAUACAAGGAUAGCACUCUGAUAAUGCAACUCCUUCGCGAUAAUUUGACCUUGUGGACAUCAGACAUGCAGGAUGAUGGUGGCGAUGAGAUUAAGGAAGCUGCACCAAAACGCGAUGAAGAAGGAGGAGCCUAACUGAACACCGCACCUUACAUUACCUUAUCUUACCUUAUGACGUCUUCCUUCUCGGUCUGUUUUUGAACUGGAGAAGAAGUAACUAUGUCGUUUAUUCUAUUAUUAUGUAUUUGUCUAGGAUUUGGUAUCAAAACCUUCAAUUUCCAAACUAUGUUUCCUUAUUUCCACAGUUAUCAAUCAUAAAAAGCAGCAGUGCUUUUAGUU
Messenger RNA from Impatiens glandulifera, 1085 nucleotides. RefSeq names its product 14-3-3-like protein 16R. The record is from RefSeq and is a predicted model, not a curated record. Gene Ontology annotation, cellular component: cytoplasm. The transcript has 4 exons. Bases 93 to 881 code for a protein of 262 amino acids. NCBI's taxonomy places the organism in Eukaryota, Viridiplantae, Streptophyta, Magnoliopsida, Ericales, Balsaminaceae. Gene Ontology annotation, biological process: signal transduction.